UAUCACAAUGACAUCAUGGUCUGACUCUGCAGCAUUGCAUCGUAGAUAGGGCAUGUAAACGGGUGAAAAGAAAAAGGACAUGGAUACAAAUAUAUUUCAUUUCUCAAUAAAAAAGACUAUCAUAAGAAUAAGGAAGCGCUGGUGAUAUACGCAAGUAACGCAACCGAAGACAGGACCCUCUUAUUCCAGUGCAUAUUAAGGUAUUCCACGGAUAAUCCAUAGUUCCGCCGUGUUCGCCAUGGCUAACUCAUGUGGGACAGUGGAGAUGGCGUCAUUGGAAUGUGCUGCCUCGAAUCUGGCAUGUGAAGCAUCACCGGAGCCUGACAGUGGGGCGCUGAGGAUGGUACUGGUGGGGAAGACAGGCGCAGGGAGAAGCUCUUCUGGUAACACCAUCCUAGGGAGGCAGGCAUUCCGGGUGGACAUCUCUUCAUGUUCUGUAACUGGUCAGUGUGACAGACAGAGUGGAACUGUGGCUGGGAGGAACCUCACUGUGGUCGACACCCCAGGGUUCUUCGACACGCGCCUCUCCCCUCAGGAGGUGACAGCUGAGGCAGGACGCUGUGUGGUGCUGUCCGCCCCUGGCCCCCACUCCUUCCUGGUGACCCUUCAGCCUGGCAGGUUCACUCAGGAGGAGCGGGAUGCCCUGGAGUGGGUCAAGGCCACUUUUGGACCAGGAGCCCUCAGAUACACAGUAGUACUGUUCACCUGGGGUGACCAGCUUCAGGGAAAAAGCAUGGAAGACUUCCUGAAGGAGAGCCAGGAGCUCCAGGAGUUUGUGAGUAGAUGUCAGGGGGGCUACCAUGUCUUCAACAACAGCAAGAAGGUAACAGACUGCACUCAGGUCACAGAGCUCCUGGAGAAGAUAGACAAGAUGGUGGCGCACAACGGAGGUGGCUGUUACACCAACCUGAUGUACCAUGAGGCAGAGAGAGCCAUCAGAGAAGUGCAGGAAGGAAUUCUGGGAGAGAAAAGGAUGACUCCAUUGAAGCAGGAGGAGGAUGGGGUGAAGACAGGGCCAGAGCCUCAGGGACCGGAGGCAGAGAGAAUGAGAAGGAGGGAAGAGGAGGAGAGGAGAAGAGAGGAAGAGGCAGCCAGAAAGAAGGCAGAGAAGUUGUUCUGGUGUGAGCUGGUGUCUGCCCUGGGGAAGGGGGCGGCAGAGGGAGCUGGAGUAACAAGCAAAGGGAAAGGGAAAGCAGUGAAAAAGGUUAAGGUGAUAGAGAGGGCAGCAGCUUUGGCUACCACACCGCUGUCAAUCACAUCAGCUGCCAAAGUGGUGGGAGGAGCUGUGAGAGAGGGAAGUAAAGUGCUUUACAAACACCGCAAAACUCUCCUACACUGACGGGGACUUUUAAUAUCCACUAUUAUUCACUGUAUGGUGCUGGGUUAUCAGGUAGAAGAUGAGGGUCUUAAAUAACCCGUAUAUUUUUUUCUGUCUCUGAAGUGCAAAUUAGUUUCACACACUUAUUUAUCACUCAACUGUGUUCCCUGAAAAAUCCUCACAAUGACUUCAUAAGGCAGGCUUGCUAAAGAGCCCCGAUGCACUUUCUUCCAUUGACAGUCAUAGUUAAUGAAGCUAUUAAUGCACUAACACACGGAGGUAAAUGAUCAGAAUGUGAAUAAGAGUUGACAGUUGAGGAAGUGAUUCUAUUUGACCAGGUUGUCAUAGUGCCACGGGAGUAAACAGGCAUUCAUUAUUGAAUACUCAAUAGAAAAGUAAGUGUGCUGUGAAUUUUUGAAUGGUGUGAAUCAAUUGUGUGUGUGGUUUUGAGUGGUGUGAAUCACUUGUGUGUGUGUGGUUUUGAGUGGUGUGAAUCACUUGUGUGUGUGUGGUUUUGAGUGGUGUGAAUCACUUGUGUGUGUGUGUGUGGUUUUGAGUGGUGUGAAUCACUUGUGUGUGGUUUUGAGUGGUGUGAAUCACUUGUGUGUGUGUGGUUUUGAGUGGUGUGAAUCACUUGUGUGUGUGGUUUUGAAUGGUGUGGAUCGCUAGUGUGAGUAUGCAGGAGUAAACAUCCUGGUGUGAUGAAACAAUUUAAAGUAAUCAACACGAAGAUCCUGAUGAACCAGUAAAUAUACAUUUUACUGACCUGAUUUACAAAUGAUGAAGGUUCUUUGUAUUAAAAUGUUGAUCAUUACAACAUGGGCACCACAGUUGUAAAAGUUUGGCACACAUAUACACAUUUAGUAGUACCAAGACACUUAGUGUAAGUACCUUUCCAUUUUGUUGAAGCAUUAAUCUGCCUUUGCCAUUGUAAUCCUGGUCUAAAAAUGUAGUCAAUAAAUGUUGAGAUAUGAAUGAACUCUA
Messenger RNA from Oncorhynchus keta (chum salmon), 2302 nucleotides. Its product is annotated as GTPase IMAP family member 7-like. The coding region runs from base 239 to 1339 and encodes 366 amino acids. The record is from RefSeq and is a predicted model, not a curated record. Lineage: Eukaryota; Metazoa; Chordata; Actinopteri; Salmoniformes; Salmonidae. Gene Ontology annotation, molecular function: GTP binding. The transcript is spliced from 2 exons.